Messenger RNA from Staurois parvus, 344 nucleotides. The record is from the annotation of a GenBank genome assembly. NCBI's taxonomy places the organism in Eukaryota, Metazoa, Chordata, Amphibia, Anura, Ranidae.
GGGGAGACCAGAUAUAGUGAAGGCAGGAUCUGGGGAGACCAGAUAUAGUGAAUGCAGGGUCCUGGGGAGACCAGAUAUAGUGAAUGCAGGGUCCUGGGAGACCGGAUAUAGUGAAUGCAGGGUCCGGGGAGACCAGAUAUAGUGAAUGCAGGGUCCGGGGAGACCAGAUAUAGUGAAUGCAGGGGUCCGGUGAGACCAGAUAUAGUGAAUGCAGGGUCCGGGGAGACCAGAUAUAGUGAAUGCAGGGUCCGGGAGAGCGGAUAUAGUGAAUGCAGGGUCCGGGGAGAUCAGAUAUAGUUAAUGCAGGGUCCGGGGAGACCAGAUAUAGUGAAUGCAGGGUCCGG